This is a messenger RNA of Populus euphratica (Euphrates poplar), 2085 nucleotides long. RefSeq names its product probable inactive poly [ADP-ribose] polymerase SRO5. The transcript is spliced from 5 exons. Gene Ontology annotation, molecular function: NAD+ poly-ADP-ribosyltransferase activity. The record is from RefSeq and is a predicted model, not a curated record. NCBI's taxonomy places the organism in Eukaryota, Viridiplantae, Streptophyta, Magnoliopsida, Malpighiales, Salicaceae. Bases 607 to 1758 code for a protein of 383 amino acids.
CUGGGUAUUCCUUGUAUGUGAAGGAGGGAAGGGUGAAACGAAAACAGCUUGCGCCGCCACUCACCGCCUAACGGAAACCAAAGUGAAAAGGCGGUUCCGUUGAUAUUUAUAACUCCUUUUUAAAUCUUCUCUCCCUCUCCUCCAAGCAACCACAGCUACACGAAGCAAAAACAACCUCUCCCUCUUCCUCUCUUCGAUUUGCUAUUUCUCACACAUAAACCACACGCUUUAUAUAGCAAGCUGCACUCCUUUAUGUCUCUCUUUUAAUUCCCUUGCUUCUCUAUUCUCUUUUCAAAUCACUUUCACAGCCCUCCCUUUAGCCUUUAUUCCCUUCUUUUUCUUGAUUUGUUUCUUAACUUUAUAUGCUCUAAUUUUGGAUCAGUUUUCUUCCGGUGCAAGUUUGCUUACAAAAUGCGUUGUUAGUUUGUUUCUGAUACAAUUUAAGUUUGUCUUUCCAUAGGCCUAGGCAAGUUGCCUUUUAGUUUUAGCAAUUCUUUCAAGAAAAAAAAAAAAAAAGAAAGAAACAAACUACUCCGUUUUUCUCUGGGAUUUCUUAGGCGAGUUAAAUUGUAAAAUCUCUGGUUCAACCGAGUUCAGCAAUUAAAAAUGGAGUAUUCACCGAUUCAAGUCAGAAAUACCAAUGAAAUCACACAUGGUUUUAAUGAUUUUACUUCUCAAAACACGCCAGAACAGUCUUUACAUAAUCCUUCAAAGUGCCAAAGCACUCAUAGCAGACACUCACAUGAUCAGGAAUCAGCUGUUUCCGAUAGCGAAAGUUUUAGUUCGGGAGUCAGUUACAAUCAAUCUCCAUCAUUCAAUGAUGGGUUGAUUCGACUUUUCGAAGGAGAUAGAGUUCAUGAUCUCAUUAAGCAAAGAUUCGUUUCGGGUUUGGGUUUACUUGGCAAGAAAGCAACAGUUGUUGCCAUUCAUAGGAAUACUUACUCUGGUGUUCUGGAGCAAGCUAGAAUGCAAUCCUUUCAGCUUAUUGCGAAAGCAAUGGAGAAGAAGUGUGGUGGCGAUGCGAAUGUCAAGUUUGGUUGGUAUGGUGGUACAAGAGAUGAGAUCUGUGAGAUUAUGAAGCAUGGUUUCAGUGCCCGGAUGAUUGAUAACAGCAAUGGAUUGUAUGGUUCUGGCAUUUAUCUUUCUCCAGAUGAUUCUCCUGUUGAAUGUGUGAAGAAAUUGAAUGUUGGUAAAGAUGGUCUGCGGCAUAUGUUGCUUUGCCGUGUUAUUCUGGGGAAGGCAGAGGUUGUUCAUCCGGGUUCUGAUCAGUAUCAUCCGAGUUCUGAUGAGUUUGAUUCAGGAAUGGACAGCUUGUCAUCUCCUAAGAAGUAUAUUGUGUGGAGUGCCCAUAUGAACACUCAUAUUUUGCCAGAGUAUGUGAUAAGUUUCAGUGCUCCUUCUAGCUUGAAAGGUUACUUUAGAAUUCCUGAAUCUUUGAGGAAGCCAACUUCUCCUUGGAUGCCAUUUCCUUCUCUUAUUUCUGCUCUCUCAAAGUUCUUGCCUCCCACUGCUACCAAGUUGAUUAUCAAGUAUUAUAGAGCUCACAGAGCAAAGAAGAUUUCUAGACAAGAACUGAUACAACAAGUGAGAAAGAUUGUAGGGGACAAGCUACUGAUUUCAGUGAUCAAAUCAUUUAGAACCAAGAUGCUUGUAACAUCAAGCAAUUUGGAGCAAACAAUGGUUCAAAAAGGAAUCAAUAUUGGAAUGAAUCAUGAUGUGAGGAGGGACGGCAUGGAAGAAUUGAUUAUGCAGGUAUGAAGCCGAGUGCGGAGCGCAAUUUGAAUUAUGUGAUGGACGGAAAAGACAGACGAAACUGACAUAAACGAGUAGCUAAUCCAAAUUGACAUGUAGGAACGGAGUGUUUAGUUGCUGCUAGGUCUUCUUGUAGUGGCAGAGUAGUCAGUAGGCAUUUUACAUAAUGGAAGUUACAUCUUGUGCAAUCACACGACCGCUGUGCAAGUGGAAAUAUAUGCCAGCAAUAUGUGUAAGGAAAUGUAACUCUCGACUCUCACUAGAAAAAUAAAAAUGUUGUUACAGCUCAAUGUGGGAAUUGUUGCCUCACCACUACCCGGAUUGUUUGCAGCA